UCGUGUCUUUUCUGCCUUAAUUCAAUAGAUCAGAAGAUUAAUAUAAUAAUCCACUCCACAAAUCUAGAAAAAUUCUCUUUGAUAAAGUACUACAGUUACAAAAUUCGUAAUCAUAAAAGCGAAAUUUUAGCACUGAAUAUUGGUUAAAUUGAAAGCAGACGAAAAGAUGGAAAGCAACUACGAUGAUAAUCUAAAGACCUGGAGUGGCGGCGAAAGGCAGAGUUUGUUUCCUGCGGACUUGUCCAUUGGAGAGAUUAUCUUCCAGGAAAUGGAACGCCACCCAAAACACAUUGCCCAGAUUUCCCUCACGGACGAUAGUGUGCUAACCCGUGAGGAACUUUUACUUAACGCAAAGAGAGUGGCAAGUUAUAUGCGGAAUCUGGGUCUUGGACAAAAUGACAUCGUGGGAGUCAUGGGUAGACACACUAAUCACUUGGCGGCUGUGGCGUAUGCCUGUUUCUUCAACGGAACUCCCUUUCAUGCCCUACAUAAUGCAUAUGAACCAUCUACAAUCGAGACACUUUUCGGUCUCACCAAGCCACGACUGAUCUUCUGCGAUGGAGAUGACUUUGAAAAGGUUCGAGCAGCCACUGAAAGUCUCCAGGUGAAGAUAAUUACCAUGCGCAAUCAUCCGACAGGAUCAAUUCGGAUCCAGGAUGUUUUGACAACUCCCGUGGACCGGAACUUUAAGCCAUUCCGAUUAAAAAAUGGCACUGAUCAAACCCUGGCCAUUCUUAGUUCUUCUGGCACCACAGGAGUUCCCAAGGCAGUCACUAUCAGCAAUAGUCACCAGAUUAUUGUGUCAUUUCUCCCCAUGAACAACUCGAUCGUUCAUUAUACGUCAAGUACCCUGGACUGGUUCUCGGGACUCACAAUGACCAUUAUCGCAGGAGUGUUUAGUACAACGAGCAUUAUUGCAGACAGUGACUUUGAUCCAGGUCUUUUAUGCAACGUAAUCAAGAAGUAUAAGAUCUCGUUGGUGCUUUUGAGUUCCUCCUACAUAGCCAUGUUUGCCAACUGCCCGGAGUUCAAAUCGGCUGAUCUAUCUUCCUUAAAGUACUUAUUUUAUGGAGGUUCAAACUGUUCUCUGGAAGUUCAGAAUCAAGUGCGUAGCCGUCUAAGCCACGAUUGUCUGCAUUUUUGUUAUUCCCUAACCGAAUUGAACAGUGUCGGAUGCGUAAACUUUAAUUUUGAUAGGAAGCCCAACUCAGUGGGCCGUCCUGUUAAAGGCACUAAGUUAAAAAUAAUCGACAAGCAGGGCGAAUCUCAAGGACCAAAUAGUGCCGGUGAGAUUUGCUUUUAUAGUGGUCAAAAAUGGUCUGGGUAUUUUAAGAAUCCAGAAGAAUCUAGAAUAAUACAGGACUCCCAGAACUGGUUUCACAGUGGAGACUUGGGUUACAUGGACGAGGACGGAUAUCUAUUCAUUAUUGAUCGCCUAAAGGAUAUGCUCAAGUUUCAGAACAUAAUAUAUUAUCCCAGCGAGAUAGAAAAGGUCAUUGCCGAGAUUCCAAAUGUUGUCGAGGCUUGUGUCUUUGGCAUAUGGGAUGCAGAGAAUGGAGAUGAAGCUGCUGCUUCAGUGGUCAGGAAGCCAGGAACUCAACUGGAGGCCCAGGAUGUGGUGGACUACGUGCGGAAACGUAUAGCUGCCAAGUAUAAACAGUUGAACGGCGGUGCUUUAAUUGUAGAUCAAAUCAGUGGUUGUGGAAGCAGAAAAAUAAACAGGGCAGCAGCAAAAGCUUACUAUUUAAAACAUAUGAAUAAUAAUUAA
Molecule: messenger RNA, 1768 nt
Organism: Drosophila rhopaloa
Lineage: Eukaryota; Metazoa; Arthropoda; Insecta; Diptera; Drosophilidae
Product: 4-coumarate--CoA ligase 1-like
Exons: 3
Coding region: 167-1768 (533 amino acids)
Biological process (GO): fatty-acyl-CoA biosynthetic process; long-chain fatty acid metabolic process
Molecular function (GO): long-chain fatty acid-CoA ligase activity
Source: RefSeq, a predicted model, not a curated record